UCGUCAGGAUCACAAACGGCACAGAUAUACACAGUGCGUUUAAGUGGAUAUAGAAUUAAAAUAAAACGAAAUAAAAAUGGAUCCUUUGUUUGCUCCGGUUCAGCACCACGGAGAGCUCCCGGACCAACGCUUUACACGUUUUGAUGUGAGACUGGGGAAGCAUCUGCUCUCCACAGAAGUUAAUGGGAAGGAUUGGCAUAUCACCUGCACGCAAAUGUGUACUUUGGUCUAUCAGUCGCACAUGGAGGAUGCUGCAUCCAGCACAGGCCUGUUAUCAUCUUCUGGUAUUAUUCGACUGAAAUCCAGUGGAUGCUGGCGUUUAAGAUGUAUGUAUGGAUGAUCCCCAGCUUUUUUGAGGCAUCGCACCCUAUUGUUGGUGUCCGGAAUAUUCACGUCCAUCGUGCAGCCUGAUACAAUGAAUGUUACUGUAAUAGCGUAGCUGUUGACGGGCCAAUGUGCGUGUAGUUUGUAGUGGCAUUUGGUAAACAACAAACAGAGUGGAGACCCAGUCGAAGAUGCUACAAAGCUCAAAUAUCUUGGGGCAUGAGAGGCCCGUGGUCAUCAGGUUAUCAUUCACCACCUUUGUUCUGGGUACUGUGUGCCUACCGCUACUUGGGCUGAUAACUUGUGUCUUCAUAUCCUCAGUUUUUCAUUUUGAUGACUCUACUGGUACACAUUGUCAGGUUCCUAAUUACCUGCCAUCUAUCAGUGCCUCAAUAAGUCUAAGUCCUGAGUGCCACAUAUGGCGGUUCUGCAUUGGCCUGCACUCAGCACCGAGGUUCCUGGUGGCAGUUACCUACUUUAAAUUUUACAAGACUCGUUUUGCCUCGAGGUCCCUUGAGAGUUCACUCAGCUGCUUGAACCUGGCCUUUUCUAUUUCUGAGAACCUUGGCCUCUUGCUCCUCACAUAUGUGUCAUCCAAUGAAACAUACUUUGUCCAUAAGGAGGGCUUUGUCUUGUUCAUUGUCAGCUCCAUUAUCUACAUGCUAAUAACCUGUCGUUUAUGGAAAGCUAUUAAGAGGUAUUCAUUAAGUCCUGAGGAUGCUAAAUCUCACCAUUGGAAAGUACGUUUCUUACUUCUCAACGUCUCCUUCUGUGCUUUCGCUGGAUUCUUUUAUUGGAAACACAAUAUGUACUGUGAAUCAGGGAGUUAUACAUUGUUUGCCCUGUUUGAGUAUCUAGUGGUCUUCUCCAAUAUGGCCUUCCAUCUCACAGCAGUAUGGGACUUUAAGAGCCGGGAGGUCAUGGUGAUUUCAUUCUCUGAGGACAAAGUCUUCUGACUAGAAACUCAAGUGCUAAGUGCUGUGUGCACAACCACACCACCUGGUGAUAACAGCCUUGCUCCUGUUCAAGAGGACAAAUAGGAUGAAGGCCUUUUCCACAUGUUUUCAUGAUGACAGGUCUCAAGUCCUCAGAGGAUAGAGACAGACAUGGAACAAGAAAAGAUAUGCAUAUGUGCUACAGUAUGUUCUACUUAAUUAGCUGCAAGUGCAUUUUAUUUGCCUUAGUUUUUUAUUCAUGGACGCCUUGACCUAUUUACAGAAUGUUCUUUAAUGUGAAAUUUCAAGUUUUGUACAAUGCACAACAAAUUUGUGGUCAUACUGUUUGUGUACCAAAGUAAAGUGACAGUUUCUCAA
This is a messenger RNA of Thunnus maccoyii (southern bluefin tuna), 1637 nucleotides long. Its product is annotated as post-GPI attachment to proteins factor 2-like. Gene Ontology annotation, biological process: GPI anchor biosynthetic process. Gene Ontology annotation, cellular component: endoplasmic reticulum membrane; Golgi membrane. NCBI's taxonomy places the organism in Eukaryota, Metazoa, Chordata, Actinopteri, Scombriformes, Scombridae. Bases 516 to 1280 code for a protein of 254 amino acids. The transcript has 7 exons. The record is from RefSeq and is a predicted model, not a curated record.